Molecule: messenger RNA, 600 nt
Organism: Miscanthus lutarioriparius
Lineage: Eukaryota; Viridiplantae; Streptophyta; Magnoliopsida; Poales; Poaceae
Source: the annotation of a GenBank genome assembly
AUGCUAGCCUCCCUCCUCCGCCUCGUCCUCACUGCCAUCCCGGCUACCCCGCUCGCACUCCUUCCGCUCCUCACGCUCCCCGCUGCGCUCGGCGCCGCGCUGCCCAUCCUUGGCUUCAUCCUUUUAUCCCCGUUCUGGUCCCUCAUUGGCGUCGCUACCGUGGUCAAAUCGGCCACAGGCCUCACGCCGCUCCGCCGGAGCUGCCGGCUCCUCUCUGGCGCCUGCCUCGCAACCCUCUCCUCGUUCCUAGUCUUUGCUGCUGGGAUUGGGGUCACGCUAUGGGGCUUCGGCGGUGUGGCUGCCGAGACGUACGACGCUGGGGCUAGGUGGGCUGGGAUGGCGCCCGUGGUGGUCAAGGCGGUGGCUGGCACAGCGUUGCUGGCCGUGAUGAUGCUGUACGGGAUGGUGGCCAACGUUGUGCUCUACAUGCACUGCCGCGCGAUGCACGGAGAGCUCGUAGGGGAGAUCUACAAUGAGUUCGCCAACAUGUAUGUCUUCCUGCCAUGCAAGCAAUCAAGGUUUUGGCCUGGCGUGCAUUUCAGUUCUGUGCAUAAGUGUGUAAUUGUGAUGGGAUGUUCGGAAGAUGUUGACUACUAUUAG